UAAACCUUAGAGAAAACCUGCAGUUCUUAAAGGAAUUCCCCUCGGCUCGUGCACAUCAAAAUGGACAGUUGAUUACCUGAGUACGACUGGAGGAAGGCAGGAGGUCAAGGUUCAUGUUGCAUCAGUACCACAGAUGGAUUUUAUCAACAAAAAUUUUAGCUACAGAACUUUACCAUUUGAUGUUUUUGUGAAGCGAGCAGCGGAGUCAGUCCACACAGAAUAUUUCAUAUCUAAGGAUGAAAAAUAUUAUUUAAGAUCAUUAGGAGUAGACCCACGGAAGGAUGUAGCAGAUAUCAGAAAACAAUUCCCAUCUCUGGCUGAGGACAUCAAUAUCCCGGAGUUUUUUGAGAAGGAUCAGUUUUUCUCCAGUGUUUUUCGAAUCAGCUCACCGGGCCUGCAGCUCUGGACUCAUUAUGAUGUUAUGGAUAACCUUUUGAUCCAAAUAACAGGCAGGAAGCGAGUGAUACUCUUCAGUCCUCAGGAUGCACCUUAUUUGUACCUAACAGGGGAUAAGUCUGAGGUCUUGGAUGUGGACAAUCCUGAUCUAAGAAAAUAUCCACAAUUUGCCAAAGCUCAGUGCUAUGAAUGUCAAUUAGAUCCAGGAGAUGUGCUUUUCAUUCCAGCACUGUGGUUUCAUAACACUAUUGCGAAAGAGUUUGGAGUGGGAGUGAAUGUAUUUUGGAAACACCUUCCUGUAAACUGCUAUGAUAAAACAGACACCUAUGGAAACAAGGACCCUGUGGCAGCCUCAAGAGCUAUGCAGAUUUUAGACCGAGCCUUAAAAACACUGGAAGAGCUUCCUGAUGAAUACAGAGACUUCUAUGCAAGGCGAAUGGUUUUACGAAUUCAAAGUAUAGAAAAUAAGCAGUUUUAAAACAUUGAUGGUGAACCUGGCUUGCUCUUUAGUAAUGUCCAAAAGAGAUGUUUCUAAAAGGUGAGAAUUCUUUCUGUAAAAUGAACUUGUAAUUUAUGCAUAAGACAUAAUGAGACAGUAAACUGUCAUACCUAACAUUAAAGGAAGAUGGUUGCAAUUAUUGUGACCAAUCACUUCCUCUGUUAGUUUUCCUUUAGUGGCUGGCAAUAGAAGGUGAAAUCAUGUAAACCUCACCUGGAUCCAUUUUAUCUAUUCAGCCAGAGCCAAUUGUUCCCCUGCAGUGUCUUCUUGCCUAACUUUUAUGCUACUAUCUCUGGCAUACCCCAAGCAUCUGUGCACGGUGUUUCCUACCUGUGACCAUUGUAUAUGCCAUACUUCAAUUGCAUUGUCUGCAAACAGAUUCCGCAUUGAUGACACACAACUUUACCUCUGUCUUGACCCUGCCUGGUCCCCCUCAUGUAUAUGUUUUAGCCCAUUUAUCCGAUUUCCAUGAAUAGACAACUUGUCCUGUUAAACGUGGGAGAGAGGAGCAACUUGGAUCCUCACCACAAACUCUUCACUCUUAGGUCGAAAUUCCAGCACUAUAUUCUCUUUAUUGCAAAGAAAACCUACUUUCUUCCAUAACAUCCAACUCCAUCCCACUCUCGAACUGAUGUUAAAAUCCAAUCAGGGGUUCAUCCUUUCCUCAUCCCUACAAUAUUUAUAAUACUACUAUUUAUAACUCUACUUUCCUGUUAUUGUGGCCUCUUACAAACAGACAUGUCCAUUUGCAUCACUGCCCACUGUGCAUUCAGUUCUCUGUACUGACAGCAAUGCAUUUUUCUCCCUAAACUUCUCUGUCCCCCUCUCCUUUAAGAUGCUUACCAAAACUCAUUUUGUAAUUUUUGGUCAUCUGUUCUCUACUCUCCCCUUUGACUUGAUGUCAGUUUAUUGCUGAUUCUGCUUUCAUGAAGUUUCUCAGGAUAUUUUACCAUGUUAAAAUUCUUGUAAAAAUAUAUAAUUUUUAAGUGGCUGCUAACAAUGUAAUUGAAAAACUAAUGACAGUUUAAAUCUGGUAGCUUCAUCUGGUUGUUGACAGAGAAUGAAACAUACAGAUGUACAAUAUCUGUUUUCCUCACAUGUAAUAUGUAAUGUAAAUAUAGAACACUUGCAAAGAAGGAUAAUAUAAAUCAGGGAUGUAGGCAAUCUGGUCCACAAAAUCUGGAUAACUUAGUCCUACUUUACAGUUAAAAUACACAGUUAGUCAUUUGUUAUUUUUGAAUGUUACACGCUUGAAAAUUUGGAUUGCGUGGUUCUUAACAGUAUUGCUUCUUUCUGGAUCAUUUCCAAAUUUGAAUACCUGUCCGUUGGGGUUAGGCAUUUCAAAGCCCACUGAAUAAAACAGAACAUAGAUGUAGGUUGGCAUUUGACUCAAAAGCUUCAAGGGUUGCAGCUAAUCAACACUUCUCAUAAAGACAAUCCUUCAACAAAAUAAACUUUUUGAAUUUUUAAACCAAAAAGAAUCAUGGACCAAGUAUAUUGGGGAUGCUUGGGUCAGAACACAAUUUGUAUCCGAUGCCUUGGACAGAAAGUGCCUUUAUUGCCAAUGAUCAAUAUAUUUGUAUGUCAAAGGCUUUUGUACCCUUGACAGUAUCUCUCAAUUAAAUAAUUCCAAAAGCGAGCUUUUUGAGUUUUAAAAUAAAGGUUAUUUAUUCUCUUCCACUUACCUUGAAAAUAAGGCAACAUUUCACUCACUCAUCUCUCUCACGUAUAUUCUUACAGAAAGAUUAGAUAUGCAUCAAGGUAAUAUACUGUAACAGUUAU
Rhincodon typus (whale shark) is the source of this 2677-nucleotide messenger RNA. It is a transcript of the gene tyw5, whose product is annotated as tRNA-yW synthesizing protein 5. The coding region runs from base 134 to 874 and encodes 246 amino acids. The transcript is spliced from 8 exons. Gene Ontology annotation, biological process: wybutosine biosynthetic process. NCBI's taxonomy places the organism in Eukaryota, Metazoa, Chordata, Chondrichthyes, Orectolobiformes, Rhincodontidae. Gene Ontology annotation, molecular function: 2-oxoglutarate-dependent dioxygenase activity; tRNA binding. The record is from RefSeq and is a predicted model, not a curated record.